AUGAGCCAGCUGCGGGCCACGAAGCCCGGACUCCUCGUGUGCACAGCUGUGUGCGUGUGCGUUUUUCUUUAUUUAAGGGAUCCACCUCCGGAGGAACCAGAGGAGUCCACCUAUCCAGCAGCGGUGGAAUGUGGCUUUUAUCCAGAUGAACUGUGUUCAGCUUUAUUUGAAGGGAAAGAGGCCGCCCCCCAAAUUGCAACUUUUUGUAAAAACCCUCAUGGUUCUCAAAUACUUGCUCCCUUGCGCACACCAGGAAACUGCUCCAGGAUUUCCCAGGAGGUGCAUCUCAUAACCAGACCCUUGUCUGCAGAAGAGGGCAAUUUCUCUUUGGCAUAUAUCGUAACUACUCACAAGGACCUGGCUGUGUUUGUGCAGCUGCUCAGGUCUAUUUAUGUGCCUCAAAACCUUUACUGUAUUCAUGUGGACAAAAAGGCCCCCAAGAAGUAUAAGAGUGCUGUGCAAACCCUGGUGAACUGUUUUGAAAAUAUUUUUAUUUCAUCAAAGAGAGGAAGAGUGGCUCACACUGGCUUUACAAGACUGCAGGCAGACCUUACUUGUAUGAGAGAUCUGGUCCGUUCCAAAUUUCAGUGGAACUAUGUCCUUAACCUUUGUGGACACGACUUUCCAAUCAAAACCAACAAAGAAAUCAUACGCUACAUCAGGAGCAAAUGGACUGAUAAAAACAUCACUCCUGGAGUAAUGCAACCACCACACGUUGCAUCCGAGACAAGUGGAAGUCGUCUUGAAUUCACCCCUGAAGGAAGUACCUACGGAUCUCCAAACAGGAGAUUCAAAGAUGAACCACCCCAUAACUUAACAAUUUAUUUUGGAAGCGCUUACUACGUACUAACGAGGAAGUUUGUAGAAUUUGUACUGACGGACAUCCGCGCAAAAGACCUGCUCCAGUGGUCCAGAGACAUCCAGAGCCCAGAACAGCAUUACUGGGUGACUCUGAACCGACUGAAAGAUGCCCCGGGAGCCACACCUGACGCUGGCUGGGAAGGAGACAUUCGAGCCAUUAAAUGGAGGAACGAGGAGGGAAGUGUUCACGACGGAUGUAAAGGGCGCUACGUCCACGAGAGCUGCGUGUAUGGACCAGGAGACCUGCCGUGGAUCAUUCGGUCGCCUUCUCUGUUUGCCAGCAAAGUGGACUCGACAGACCCCCUGGUGGUCACGUGCCUGGAGAGGCGGCACAGGCUCCAGGCGCUGCGGCAGGCAGAGGUCCCUGCAGAGCCACACUGGCGCUUUCAACAGGAGAGUCAUUUUAACACGACACGGAGCCGCUGAGCUGGACAUUUGGAAGCGUCUGUGCUCUUACUGGCAUCGCCAUGUCCCUGACUUGUGAUAAGAGAACACUAACCAAAGAAGAAAGAAUGAGAACUGGUUCCUUGGUACAAGCUAGCCCUAAAGUGAACUCAGAGAUACGCUAUUGACAAGACUUUCCUAUAAAUCACAGGCCGCUCUUACGGCUUCGAGGAAGAAAUCACGAGAGGAAAGGUAUUGCUCAAGGUACCGCUGGGGGCUCCUGGAUCAGCCAAGUGAGGUCGGACUGCCUCAGUAAAUAGCUGCUGCAAAUCGAAGCCUCGAGUUAGAAUAAAAACAGAUCUUGCUUUGAAGAUAUUACCGUGUAUGAGAUUCUAGUCAAGAGCCAACUCUCACUGAAAACAAAACUCUGCUGAUCUAAA
Molecule: messenger RNA, 1685 nt
Organism: Prionailurus viverrinus (fishing cat)
Lineage: Eukaryota; Metazoa; Chordata; Mammalia; Carnivora; Felidae
Product: beta-1,3-galactosyl-O-glycosyl-glycoprotein beta-1,6-N-acetylglucosaminyltransferase 7-like
Exons: 3
Coding region: 1-1287 (428 amino acids)
Cellular component (GO): membrane
Molecular function (GO): acetylglucosaminyltransferase activity
Source: RefSeq, a predicted model, not a curated record